AUGAUAUCUAGUUAUGAAAAUCUAAUAAAAAACUUUACUACUUCAUUUUGGAUCGAACGACAAUGGUUUUUUUCUACUCAACAUUCUCUUGGAUUCGAUGCAGAUGAUUUGCUUUUCUCUUCAGUGAAACCAUAUAAAAGAACAACAUUUGUAUUAGGUGGAGCAAUUGAAGAAAAACUAAACUUUGAUUCUGUUCAUCAUAUUCAGAUAUGUAACGAUGCAUCCACAAUCAACAAGUGUGGAAAUUAUUUUCCAAAUACUACGAAAUUAAGUUUCACACAUUAUUCGGCUCCAACUGGCAAUUUUAUAGAUAACAGUUUACCGUAUAUUAUUUCUUUAGAACGACUUACUGAAAUAGUUGUUGAAGAUGUACCUAUAUCUUUUAUGGAAUUAGUUAAAUUAUUAAGUGUUGCAGUAAAUCUUCAUAGAUUAGAAUUUGAUUCUAUAUCAAUUGAUGAAAUAAAUCCUGUCACAAUUCAGCAAGAUGUAAUUUUCCAGUUGGUAUCCAAGACAAAUGUUGUUAAAGAUCUGACAUUGGUAAAUGACAAUUGUUCAUUGGAAAAAGCUGAAUUAUUAUUUGCCUUAUGUCCACGAUUACAUAAUUUUGAAUUAUAUGAUGGUUGCAUUCCUUUUAUAAUAAGUCUAAUGAAAUUAAUUUUGUCAAAAACUAAUAAGAAUAAUCGUCAUUUAUCUUCUUUGUGUUUUUUUAUAAAGAAGACUGAUGAAACGGAAGAAAACUUGAAAAUGGCGAUUAAACAUGAUGAAUUACUUGAUGACUAUAUGGUGGGGUGUAUUGAUAAAAAAUUAUAUAUCUGGUGGUAA
This is a messenger RNA of Adineta steineri, 822 nucleotides long. The record is from the annotation of a GenBank genome assembly. Lineage: Eukaryota; Metazoa; Rotifera; Eurotatoria; Adinetida; Adinetidae.